GCAGCGCUGUGGCUGCAGAGCAGCUCUCAUGUGCUUCGCUUUCACGCUGCUCAAACAGGAUGUAGCGACUGAGACAGACAACCAAGAGAAAAAGGAAUAGAAUUAGAUAAAAAAAAAAAAACUAGACAUUGCGAUGUGACAUCCAGCAGUCACUCAGACAGAGAUGAGCGCAGCAGCAGCGGAGGAGUGGAAGAAGACAGGAGGAGUCCCGGCGAGGCAGCUCAGCGCCGGCAGGUCUUGACGGCUGCUGACCUGAGACACCCAACCCCGCCGAAAACGCGACACAUAAGCCUAAAAUCCCUCCACCUAAACCGACCAUGGCGGGCCAGAACGACUGCUGCGUAAAGGUGGCGUUGAGGAUUCGUCCUCAAAUGGCCAAAGAGAAGAUCGAGGGCUGCCACGUCUGCACACUGGUCACACCUGGAGAACCGCAGGUCCUCCUGGGAAAGGACAAGGCGUUCACCUACGACUUUGUGUUUGAUAUAGAGUCGGAGCAGCAGCACAUCUACCAGUCCUGCGUGUACAAGCUCAUCGAAGGCUGCUUAGAGGGCUACAACGCCACCGUGUUUGCUUAUGGUCAGACGGGCUCGGGGAAGACCUACACCAUGGGGACCGGCUUCGAUGUGAACCUGGCCGUGCAGGAGCAAGGCAUCAUCCCGCGGGCGGUUCACCAGCUGUUUGAGGGGAUCCAGAGCCGGAGGGAGCGAGCCCAGGAGGCCGGCAAUCAGCCGCCCGAGUUUAAAGUCAGCGCCCAGUUCCUGGAGUUGUACAAUGAGGAGAUCCUGGACCUGUUUGACGGAGGCAGAGACCCCGAGAUUCGCAGCCGGAAGUCUAACAUUAAGAUCCACGAGGACGCCAGUGGCAGCAUCUAUACCACGGGAGUCACUUCCAGACUGGUGCACUCUGAAGAGGAGCUGCUGCAGUGCCUGAAGCUGGGCGCUCUUUCCCGCACCACAGCCAGCACGCAGAUGAAUGCCCAGAGCUCCCGCUCGCACGCCAUCUUCACCAUCCAUCUUUGUCAAAUGAGAGUCUGCCAACAGCUGCAAAUGAAUGGAGGCGGGGAGAGCGGAGAGGUGAACGGUGUGGACUCUGGUCCCAUCACUCAGCCAGAAUAUGAGACGCUGAUGGCCAAGUUUCACUUCGUGGACCUGGCUGGCUCUGAGAGACUGAAACGCACAGGGGCCACGGGGGAAAGGGCCCGGGAGGGAAUCUCCAUCAACUGUGGACUGCUGGCUCUGGGAAACGUGAUCAGCGCUUUAGGUGAUCAGAGCAAGAAAGGAGGACACGUCCCAUACCGGGACUCCAAACUCACGCGACUGUUACAAGACUCACUGGGAGGCAACAGCCACACAAUAAUGAUCGCUUGCGUCAGCCCGUCGGACCGUGACUUCAUGGAGACUCUGAACACCCUGAAGUACGCCAAUCGCGCCAGGAACAUUAAGAACAAGGUGGUGGUGAACCAAGACAAGACCAGCCAGCAGAUCAGCGCCCUGCGUGCAGAGAUAGCCCGGCUCCAGAUGGAACUGAUGGAGUACAAGGCGGGAAAGCGUGUGGCAUGCGAGGAUGGUUCAGAGGGCUACAGUGACCUGUACCAGGAGAACGCCAUGCUGCAGAGAGAGAGCGACACGUUGCGGCUCCGAGUAAAGGCCAUGCAGGAAACCAUCGACCACCUAAACGCCCGUGUGACUCAUCUGCUGGCCAACGAGGUCAGCACGCUACUCACCAAAUCAAGUGAAGGCAACGAGGAGAUCGGGGCUCUGGUUCAUAACUAUAUCCAAGAAGUUGAAGGACUCAGGACCAAACUUCUUGAGAGCGAGUCCAUGAACGAGUCGCUGCGACGGCAGAUGACUCGCCUGUCUUGUCGUUCCCCCUUCCCGACCUCUGUGCUGAGCCCGGCCCCCGGUCACCCCCCCGGCUCCUCUCCCGCGCCCAUGUCCAUGGAGGCGGAGAUGACUGACGUGCUGCGGCGAGCCAAGAUGGACAUCGAGAGGCUGAAGAAGAAAGAGAGGAGGCAGCGAAGGAUGAGUCCAGAGAUGGAGAAAGGCCUGAAGAAGCGAGUAAAACUGCACACUCAGGAGAACGGAGAGAACCGGCAGAGCGGUGAGAACGGUCAGAAUGGAGAGAUCGACUCAGAUGACAAUUUCGCCGAGGACGUCAUGUCUCCGCUGCAGGAGGAGAGUGGCUGCGACGAAGAUGAGGAGGAGGAGGAAGGCAGGGAGGAAGAAGACGAUUUCGACAGUGACGAGAGUCUGGUGGAUUCGGACUCUGAUUCGGAGGACAAAGCCAACUUCCAGGCUGAUCUGGCGGACCUGACCUGCGAGAUUGAGAUCAAGCAGAAGCUGAUAGACGAGCUGGAGAACAGCCAGCGGAGGCUGCUGAUGCUGAAGCUGCAGUACGAGGAGAAGCUCAUCCUGCUGCAAAACAAGAUCAGAGACACGCAGCUGGAGAGAGACCGCGUGCUGCAAAACCUCAUGUCCAUGGAAAAUUACACGGAAGAAAAGGCCAACAAAAUCAAACAGGAGUACGAGAAGCGGCUGAAGGAGAUGAACCGAGACCUGCUGAAACUGCAAACUGCACAGAAGGAGCACGCGCGUCUCCUCAAGAACCAGGGGAGGUACGAACGGGAGCUGAAGAAACUCCAGGGCGAGGUCAACGAUAUGAAGAAAGCCAAGGUGACGCUGAUGAAGCAGAUGAAGGAGGAGCAGCAGAGGAGGAGGAUGGUGGAGGCCAAGAGGAACCGGGAGAUCGCGCAGCUCAAGAAGGAGCAGCGACGACAAGAGUACCAAAUCCGGGCGCUGGAGUCUCAGAAGCGGCAGCAGGAGAUGGUGCUCCGCAGGAAAACCCAGGAGGUGACCGCCCUUCGUCGCCUGGCCAAGCCCAUGUCUGAUCGUGUGGCCGGACGCGUGGCCCGCUGGAACACGAGCCCCCCGGCUACGGACUCUGGAGCCGAUUUUUCGGCCAGCACCACGGCGAGCAGCUCUGAACCCGAGACCGGCAGGUCUGUGAGUGGGUUGGUGCGGCACUGGAACAACAAGAACAACGUGUACGGAUACCUGGGAGAGAGCGAGGGGAGUGUGGACGGCACACGGGUCAUCGGGGGCAGAAAGAAGUUGCAGCGUAAACCAGCAGGACUGGGCAGCACUGCAGCUGCAGGCAGAGCCAAUAGUUUCUCCAAGUCAGCCCGUCAGAAGUGGCAGGCCCUCGAGCGUCGCAUAAUGGAUAUCGUCAUGCAGAGGAUGACCAUCUCCAACGUGGAAGCUGACAUGGAUCGCCUCAUUAAGAAGCGAGAGGAGCUGACGGCCCAGCAGGAAGCGCUUUCACACAAGAGGGAGGUAUUGAUGGCCGAAGGGGAGGGACCAGAGGCCGAAGACCGCCUGCUUCAAGAAAUUAGUGAGGAGAUUGAAGUGCUCAAUGCCAAUAUAGAUUACAUCAAUGACAGCCUGUCUGAUUGCCAGGCCACCAUCGUGCAGAUAGAGGAAACCAAGGAUGAGCUGGACUCGGUGGACACCUCAGUGGUGAUCAGCUCCUGCUCCCUGGCUGAAGCACGCCACCUGCUGGACCACUUCCUGAAGGCAUCCAUAGACAAAAGUUUACAUGUGGCUCAGAAAGAGGCUCAGAUCCGACUGCUCGAGGGCCAGCUGAGGCAGACGGACGUGAUCGGCUCGUCUCACAAUCACAUGAUCCUCGAUGCCCUGCGUGAAAAGGCUGAAUACAUCCCCGAGCUCCAGGCUCUCAUACACAAUGUUCAACAGGAGAACGGUUACACCAGCACAGACGAGGAGCCGUCUGAGUUCAGCCAAGCCUCCGACUGCAGUGUGUCUCAGAUUAAGGAAUCCAACAGCCAAGAUGAUUUCAAAGUAAAGAUGGAGCCUCGUCUGUCAGCCCAGAUGAAGGCGGUGUCGGCAGAGUACCUCGGCCCAAUCCUGGACCCGUCAUCAGGCGGGAAACUGCAGCACGUCACCAAGUCUCUGGCCUCGCUGACGGACAUCCAGGAGGACGGCCUGAGUCUUGUUCCAGGGAGUCUGGGACUGAGUCUGACCUUCAGAGACACUUACCACAAGGACCGGGCAUCCCGCACCAUCAGCCUGCCCGUUAGGGGACACACCUUUCCUAGGCAGUCUCGGGGUUAUGACACAUCCCCGAUUACGCGAAGGAAGUCUUAUGACCGUGCAUACAGGCCCACUGACGGCUACACUCCUCCGUCCUCCCCUCCUCUGAGGACCAGGAAUGACCGCAAUGUCUUCUCAAGGCUCACCAGCAACCAAAGCCAAGGUUCAGCUCUGGACAAGGGAGUGAUCAAUCCCAUCGGGGGUGUGAAGGGGGGUCGGACGGCGCCCCUGCAGUGUGUGUCUGUAGCCGAGGGCCACUCCAAGCCGGUCCUGUGUGUCGAUGCUACAGACGAGCUGCUGUUCACUGGAUCUAAAGACCGGACUUGUAAAAUGUGGAAUCUGGUGACGGGUCAGGAGAUCGCCACCCUCAAAGGCCACCCAAACAACGUAGUGUCAGUCAAAUACUGUUCCUCCUCCGGCCUGGUCUUCUCCGUCUCCACUUCCUACAUCAAAGUUUGGGACAUCCGUGACUCUGCAAAGUGUAUCCGAACUCUCACGUCAUCGGGGCAGGUGGUUUCAGGAGACGCGUGCGCCGGCACAACCACCCGCACAAUAACCUUCGCCCAGGGCGAGUGUCAGAUCAACCAGAUCGCUCUCAACCCGACAGGCUCCGUACUGUACGCCGCUGCUGGAAACAUCGUCCGCAUGUGGGACCUCAACAGGAUGCAAGCAAUGGGGAAGCUGACAGGCCACAUUGGCUCCGUCAUGUGUCUGACAGUGGGACAGUCUCUGCUGGGCAAAGACCAAGUCAUCACUGGCUCCAAAGAUCAUUAUGUGAAGGUGUUUGAUGUGGCAGAGGGAACUCUGGGUAACGUAGGGCCAGCUCAUAACUUUGAGCCACCGCACUAUGAUGGCAUUGAAUGUUUGGCCGUCCAAGGAGACGUGCUGUUCAGCGGUUCCAGAGACAACGGCAUCAAGAAGUGGGAGCUGGAGCAACAGGAGCUGACGCAGCAAAUCCCAAACGCCCACAAGGACUGGGUGUGCGCCCUGGCAUAUGUGCCUGGCAGACCCAUGCUGCUGAGCGCCUGUCGGGGCGGCAUGCUGAAGGUGUGGAACGUAGAUAACUUCACACCCAUCGGAGAGGUCAGAGGCCACGACAGCCCCAUUAACGCCAUCUGCACCAACUCCAGGCAAAUCUUCACCGCUUCCAGUGACUGCAGGGUGAAGUUGUGGAACUAUGUGCCGGGCUUGACCCCGUGUCUCCCUCGUCGGGUCCUGGCCAUCAAGGGCCGAGCCACCAGCCUCCCAUGACUGCCUGUCCUCUGCUCACCAACCCUCCUCUCCUCUGUGACAAGACGGUGAAGAUCUGGCUGUCAAAGGUGUGGAGGAAGAGGUGAGAAACAAAGUGACUGCGGGAUCCUUUGUCAGCCAUUUUGCUGAAACUUCAGCCGCCAAUCUGUGACCUGCUCACUUAAAGCGAUGAGAUGCGACGCCCGAGUCGCAGUUUCCAAGGCAAUCAAGCUGCAGAAAUUGUAGUCGAAGCUGAAUCGUGUUGAGGGGGGGGAAAAAAUCAAAAAAACAAAGGAAAGAAAAAACAUAAAGAAAUGCCUUUCAGAUUUUUUUACUGCCAAUUUUGAAAAUGCCAUUCAGACAUGGUGCUACUUCAACAAAAGAAGAAAAAAAGAGAGACUGCAUCUGACUAGAGAAAACAAUUUCUCACCUGACAUGAAAGCUACUGUAGCACCUGAAGCCUGGUAUUAAAUGAAAGUGUCCUUGUGUUCUUUCACCAAGGUUUUAGAAGGUGAGAGAUCUGUUGGGUUUCUGCUCCUGCGUGAAUGAGAUCUGUCAUCACUGCUGUUCUGACGUUCAACACAUUAGAUAAUCAUGUCAUGUGUCAAUUUGUGUAAAAUAUCUUUACACAAAUUGGUUAGUAUUUUUAUUCUGUUUAAAUGUAUAGCAAAACUUUUAUUUACAGGAGUUGCAUUAUUAUUUUUAUUGUUAAUUUAUUGUUUUCCCUACCUCACCUGUUUGGACUUUAGCUUGAGGCUGGCGGGAACAUUUUCACGGGUCUCUGUGUGCAAACACUUGGUGCUUUUACGUUUUUGCGGCUGUUAUUUAAUGCCAGGCUCUUGGUGUGUCCUCUGCGGCCUUCCGGCUCUCGGGCCUUCUAGCUGCUCACCUCGCAGACGAAAUCAAAUGCCGUGUAGCGGCAGCUACAGCCGUCCCGGGGGACUCGACCGGAACGCAUCAUCUGCUCUGUAAAGUGCCAACUGCGGCUGAAAUCAGAAACACCUGUGCAGAUGUUGCUCAUCACACAGUUGUGAGAUCGGUACUGCUUUCAGGCCGGAGUGCCAGAUCGUGGCUCACACCUGCCAUCUACCCUUCAAGCGGGUGGUGCAGGAGCCAUGCGGCUUUCCCUCUGCUCGCUUUCCUCUCCGCUCUGAUGUUUAAGGUCAAGUGUUAGUCCGGCCAGCCUAACCGAGGCGUUUCGCCCUGUUCCCAGCUACUGAGCCUCCCUUGGAAGCCAGUUUAAUUAGAGAGCGCAGCUCUAGCAGCUGCCUUUCAUGCAAGAUUACUUGAGUGGAAGUAGGUCAUCACUGAGAGGGUUUCUUUUUUUUUAUUAAAAUCCCAAUUUUUUUUUUCCACCCACUAUUUUGCUGCUAUACUUACAAGCAGGAACAAACUUCAUGUCCCUGCACACUGAUGUACAAAUCUGUUUAUGUGGCAGAUUAUGUGUGUGGGCAAGGCGCAUAUGUACUGUAUAAGCAAAUCUAAGAUUUGACUGGAUGUUUCAGUUAUCCAUCUCGUCUGAUAGGUCCUGACAUCUCUCACCGUCUUGAUUUAGUGUUUCUUUAAUGAAACAAAUUCAGUGCUCCACUUUUGCCCACGCAUGCGUGCACCUACAGGCAACAUUGAGUCUUAAAAGUCAGUUUCAAUUAGGUUUUCUUAGUUUUUCCUCAUAUGACACACGUGAAUAGUAAAAAUAGCUUUACAUGAUGAGCGACGAGCUGCAUUUUUAUGCUACCCGUCGCAAGAUUGGCUUAUUGUUCGAUGAAAAGCCCCGUUAGUUCGGUUUUGUUCAUCUCAGUAAUAUUGCUCCCCCUGUCGAUAUGAAUAAUAAUUUGCUGAUUUAAUGCACUUUUCUUCAUGAAAGACCCAGAGAUGUACAGCAUGUAAUUGAAUUAAAUGUCUCUCGGAUCCUAAAACAGCAUUCGAAGGGAUCUGGCAGAAGAAGGAAAAAAAAACCAACUUUGAUGAAGCUUCCUCUAAUCUCUGCUCUAAUAAAUGUCGCGCUGCUGUUUCAUGUGUCCAACAUGAGUCCGAAGCUGCUUAAACACGCCAAAAGCAAUUUUGAAAGUUUUAGUGUUUUUACUUUUUUCCUUGGGAGGUCCUAAAUGGCUGUUAUGAAUGCAAACGUGGAUUUUGUUGACAUGACGACACAUUUUACGGAGUAGUAUUUUGCUAUGAGAAACUCAGGUAAAGGUUGGUGGGUAAUUUCAGUCAUACUUUAGUCAGAACUUGACCCUGUGAAUUUAGAUAGCUUUUUGAAUCAACCAAAUGCCUUGUUUGUGAGAUUUUUCUUUCUUUUUUUUCCCUACUUGGCUAAAAAUGGUACUGUUUGUGUUUUACCCCUUCCCCCUCUGUUUUUGUGAAAUAUUCAUUUCUAUGUACUAUGCUUUAUGUAUUGCAAAAAUGUAAACAUUUCAAAUGAGAUCUGCCCAAUCUGGCCAAAGCUGAUAGGCCUAGCGACUCUUAAGAAUAUGUGCACUGAUUUUUGGACCACGAUUCCUUGUUUAAAGUCUUGGAACAUCUGGAAUCUGUAUGAUAAUUUGCCUAUAAAACUGGAGUCACUGGUAUAAAAUGUAAUCUGUGGGGAAAUGAACUCCCAUAACAUAAUGGGAUGUAUGUUUUGGCUCCACUGGGGCCGUCAUUGCAUUUACUUGUGCCAAUUAUCCGAACCGACCCUGCUCACCAGUCCAGUGACGUUUCAUGGUAAUGUAUAAACAGCCUUCAUCUCCAUUUUUCUAGCUUCUCCAGACUCGUACCUAUGGUUAGCAAAUCCUAUGUAGUGACGUAGCUUUAGGCACCGUCCGUUGUGCCCCGUACUUGUACAUUUGCUGAAGGACGUGUAACGCCAGUUGUGGCGCAUCUUGAGCGGGCGAGUCAUUCAUCCAUGUUUUGGGAAUCUACUGACAAGAAUUAACACCUGAAUAGAUCUGUAAAAUCAUAGGAAGGAUGUGGUUGUUUCUGGACCUUGAAGCACAGUCAGUCAGUUAAACACACUUGAUGUUUGUUUACCUGGAAGAGUUACUUUAACCACAUAGAAGACCCAAAUCAUUUCCCGGUCUUGGAUCAGCCCGAUCCAAACUGAGUCCACUCCGAGACCUGUACUUGAGCAUAUGUACCCAUUACUUGAUGACCUGUAAAUAGUUUUGUAAUAUCUAUUUAUAAAUGUUACACAAGACAUGUAGUUGAGGUCAGCUGACUUCUUUGUCGCUAGCUGGCCUCAAUUUGAUAUCUGCAAGUAAGGAUUUACAUGCACUUUGGAAAACAGACGUGGCUGUGAACGUUGGAGGCGCCGCUGUUUUUCCAAAUAUAAAUUUAAGCCAUAUUUUAGACUUAGUUUACAGAAAAUAAUCGUGAGCCUAAACGAGGCUUAAACUGCUGACAUUGUAUUGAACACAGCACAUCUGUUUGAAUCUACAGUAGGGUUAGAGAUGAACAACGUCACUGUUCCUGCUGAAAUGAGGUGUAAAAUAGUUCAGACAAAAAAAAGACUGUCAUCUGCUUUUUAAAGUCUAAUUUUGUCGUAACUUGAGAAUUAGAAUGUUAACUUUUGGCAGAGCAGCAUGGAAGUGUUUGUAGAUGCUCAGGAGACUCCCACGAUAAAUGGUUCGUGCUCAUCGGCUGCCUCUGAAACUGCCUUCUACGCCAGCAGCAUAUACUGAUUUGACCGAAAAUGUUUUCUGUAUUAUGUAGUAUUGGGAAAUAAAUCAACAUUCCCAUAUCACAAAAUGCUUCUAUGUAGUACUGAUGAAGAAAAAAAAAAUCUUUAAUAUAGAUUGCCACAAGCGUGGGAAUUAUGGAUGUUUAUCCACUUCUUGCCCUUUUUUUUUUUUUUUUUUGUAAGUCCAUAAACGAGGAGUAAACAGUAGUAACUGAUGCUUGUUUGUAAUGCGUAGUUGGCAGUUUCAAACACAGCUUAUGUGUAAAUGUUCAGCACUGGGGGUCCCUGCGGUAGUAUGGAAGGAGAAAAAGAAGUGCUCAACAACAAUACAUACUACUGUGUGUGUGGAAACAGUGAAUUUCCCAUUUGCUAAGCCUCACCCCCCCGAGUUACGGCUGAUAAAGACUUCAUCUGUUCACAAAGCACAUUAAGUUCAUAACGACUGCAGUGCAAAAGCUGUGUAUGAAAUGUAGAUGGUCUGUUGUUGCAGAAGCCAGAAUCACUCUUGAAAUAGGAUAAAGCAGACACAGCCGUCCAAAUGUCCUAUAAAUGAAUUGUACAAGCCACUUCAGCGUCUCGAGAGUUUGUCUGUUUCACAAACCCUGCUUUGCUCAGUUGCAUGGACUAAAGAAGGAUUUGUCUUUCACCAUCUGGUGUGUGGUUUAACAAAUGGUUGAUUACAAUAAAAGACACAAAGUCAUUCCGCCAAUCAACAGAUUCUGUGUUACCGACUCUAAAACUGAACAUCUAAUGACCUGUAAAAAAAAAACAAACCCCAACAACCCCUGAGUAGUCAGUAUCUCAGCGUAAGCCUCAUGCCUCAGCCGACAGGCUCGACUGCCUUAUAAAAGCAGAAAGUGUAUGCGGGACGUAGAUAAUCAGUCACCAUAAGUCUUGACUCAGUAACAGACCAACUUUGAGGAUUGUAGAUUGUCCUUCAGUUCUGCUCAAGACCAGUCGGAGUCUGUUUCUUUUCUCAUGAUGGCAGAAAAGACUUCCAGUUUGCCUCGGGCUGCUGGCGACACGGUACUGCAUUUAGAUACGAUCCUGAGGGCUCUUGAUCAAGAGGGCACUUCACUGCUCUGCUGCUUGGCAGGGGAAAUCUGUCACACUCCAACACACGCCGUCUCUGCAGCUGCUCCAGUAGAUUUUCUCAAGGUGCAUGUUGUAUUGUUAACGCAACAUGCAACAAUGUCUGUGAAAUAUGAAUUUUGAGACACAAAUGCAGGGUCAAAGGUCAUUUGUGCCUUUUAUUGCACAGACUACUCCCUCUUGUGAAUAUGUGUACAGUUUUUGUUUUUUUUAUAUCUGCAUGUACUCAAGCCAUGUAAAAUGAUUCAGCUGAAGGAAAAAAAAACAGGAAAAAAGAAAUGGAAAAAAAUGUAAAUGAAUAUUUAAUGAAGGAUCCAUUGUUCCCUCAAGGAAAUAAAUCAGUCCAAAACAACUGCUUUUGGGUCUUAUGGUUUAAUGAU
This is a messenger RNA of Cololabis saira (Pacific saury), 10469 nucleotides long. RefSeq names its product kinesin family member 21B (gene kif21b). The transcript is spliced from 34 exons. The coding region runs from base 318 to 5360 and encodes 1680 amino acids. Lineage: Eukaryota; Metazoa; Chordata; Actinopteri; Beloniformes; Belonidae. Gene Ontology annotation, biological process: mitotic spindle organization; microtubule-based movement. Gene Ontology annotation, molecular function: microtubule binding; ATP binding; microtubule motor activity. The record is from RefSeq and is a predicted model, not a curated record.